This is a messenger RNA of Glossina fuscipes, 1042 nucleotides long. It is a transcript of the gene lwr, whose product is annotated as SUMO-conjugating enzyme UBC9-B. Bases 353 to 832 code for a protein of 159 amino acids. The record is from RefSeq and is a predicted model, not a curated record. Gene Ontology annotation, molecular function: SUMO conjugating enzyme activity. Gene Ontology annotation, biological process: protein sumoylation. NCBI's taxonomy places the organism in Eukaryota, Metazoa, Arthropoda, Insecta, Diptera, Glossinidae. The transcript has a single exon. Gene Ontology annotation, cellular component: nucleus.
ACACAAGCACGCUAAUCGCCAUUUUUGCGAAAAAUAAUACGAAAAGGUAAAAAGCGAAAAUUAAGCGCUUCUAUUUUACAAGAAAAGUACGGUAAAAUUUUAGCAGUAUAUUUAGGAAUUUACGGAAAAAUAAUUCGGAACAUAUGCACGAAAAUUUCUGACGGAGAAGUGUAUAAAUUUAUCACGUGAAAUUGUGUAAGAACUCGUAGACAAUUGCUUAAAAACGUGUGAUAAAAAAAAAAAAAAAUAGAACAGAAACUUAAACGAAAAAUUAGUUUCGCCUACUGCCAGUAACCUUGAUUUGGUUUCUUGCAUUUUCCUCUAUUAAAUAUCCGUAAAAUAAUUACAACAAAUGUCUGGAAUUGCUAUAACACGUUUGGGAGAAGAACGUAAGGCCUGGCGUAAGGAUCAUCCAUUUGGUUUCGUAGCGCGACCGGCCAAAAAUCCCGAUGGCACUUUAAAUCUUAUGAUUUGGGAAUGUGCUAUACCCGGCAAGAAGGGUACUCCAUGGGAGGGUGGUUUAUACAAAUUACGCAUGAUUUUCAAAGAUGAUUAUCCUACAUCGCCACCAAAGUGUAAAUUUGAACCACCACUAUUCCAUCCUAAUGUUUAUCCGUCGGGCACGGUAUGUUUGUCACUUUUGGAUGAAGAAAAAGAUUGGCGUCCAGCCAUAACCAUAAAACAAAUUUUACUCGGCAUACAAGAUCUACUCAAUGAACCAAACAUUAAGGAUCCCGCUCAGGCCGAAGCUUAUACAAUUUAUUGCCAGAAUCGUUUAGAAUAUGAGAAACGCGUACGUGCCCAGGCCAGAGCAAUGGCUGCUACGGAAUAGAUUUGUGAACAUCAGUAAUUUCAUCCAUAUACUUGGUACUUUAUCUACGUAUAUAUACAUUUAUUUUUUGUUCUAUUCUAUACUUUAUAUCCAAUCGCCGCUCCCCUUACAUGUUUUUUGUAGUUUUAUUAACAACUUUUUCUAAGGACUUUAAGCAAAUUCUCACAAAGAAAUUUAAAACCAUACAAAAGUAAACAAAUGAUAAGUUAA